UUGGCCCGUCUUGAGUUCGUGUAACCAAUCAAACUCCAGUUUGCUGUUACCAGGAAGCAGGAGACGCGAUAGAGAACUAUAUGCCUUGAACUGAAUGCUACUUGAGAAAGACUGGUUAAUGGACAGAAAAGGUUCAUGUUUACGGGGGAAUGUGCUUGUCGAACAUCAACAUAAGUUACAUGUUUCACUUAGCAUGCAACUGUCGGUCUAAGCAUAGAAGAGCUUACGUUAGCAGUGGCAGCUACCUUACCGUGGAAGUUCCAGUUAGCUAGCUAAUGUAGCCAGCUAGCUAGCUUGGUUAAUUUGUUAAAGCAAACGUUACAACAUUGCUUAGCAAUGUUACGAACGUCGGUCCUAAAAUCAUAUUUCACCCACUUUACCGAUCAACUGUAAACUAACGUUACUUUGAAACGUUGCUUAUCAAAAUGGCAAGCACCGUGGGGGGAGUCGGUACGGGUGUUUUCGUUAUAACCAUCGUUUGGAUUGCAGCUCUUGUGUUUGGGAUGAUGCUGCUCAGAGCGUCUGGAUCGGCAAAGUUAGGCGUUAUCCCCGUUGGGUUUCUGGCUCUCACCAUCACUUUGGUGCUGGUGUUUUUCCCUCGCAGCCCAGAAACAACUCCCCCUUUCAAAGAGAUAGAGAUAGUGGACACUUUGUUCAUCGGCCGCUAUAUACUGCUGGCGGUGGCGGGUGCAGUCUUUCUAGUGAUGUUCUUCAUGCUGCUCCCCUUUCAUUUCCUGGAGCCAGUGCAUGCCAAGGCCUUAAGAACACACUAGAGCUGCCAGGGUCGGAGCUGGCAGAGGGAUCACACCGCUGAUGGGACACAACUUACGACAAGCAGGGCUGAGCAGAGCCCCCCCCCGCCCCCCACUACAGAAUGCAUCCCAAACAGAAACAGCAGGAGAGCCGGUGCCAGUGUUUUCUUCAUAACUGUGCUUGUUGACUGUGUGUGUGUGUGUGUACAACCAACAGAAAGGAGAUAUCAAACAGUACCCCAGAUUGUUGUAUUUGUAUAUUAUUUAUGUCUUAGUCGACUAAGAUUUCUUUAGCUGAUUAGGCAUUUUUUAUGCUUUUUUUUUCCAAGCUGAAUGACUUGUUUCAAGGCUUUUAAUGACUUUAAACAAGAUCUAAAGGGGUGCUUUUGCAUGAUUCUUUGUGGAGAAACGUUUUACAGAUCGAAUAAAUCAACUAAUCAAUUAGUCGACAAAAUCGUAUGAAUGUUAGUCCACUAAGAAUUUCUUUGAUCAAGGACAGCCCUACUUCUUAUUUACUGUAGAGUGGUACCAAUCUUCUCAGCAAACAUUUAAGCUUUCCGGGAAACAAUCUGCUGCUGGCUCAGCUGGUAGCAAGGUCCAUGGUGAGUUUGUGUGUGUGUAGUAAGACGUUUAAGGGAGGAUUGGGCAGGUGAUUUAUUUUUUUUUAUGAAAAAGGAAACCUCUACUAUAACGACCCAGAAUGCUUUGGGCUGCCACUUUGUCCAUUUCCUUCACAGCAUAUGUAACAUAACAGUAACCAACAGUUGUAGAUUUAUCUGCGAGACGUUAUUUAGAAGCUAUAGUAUCAUUGUUUUUUGCUAUUUAGUUUAUUGGUAUAUACUAUACUACAGAGUAAUAUACACAUAAACGAUGUGA
Molecule: messenger RNA, 1628 nt
Organism: Perca flavescens (yellow perch)
Lineage: Eukaryota; Metazoa; Chordata; Actinopteri; Perciformes; Percidae
Gene: tmem218
Product: transmembrane protein 218
Exons: 3
Coding region: 426-773 (115 amino acids)
Source: RefSeq, a predicted model, not a curated record